Molecule: messenger RNA, 711 nt
Organism: Phytophthora nicotianae INRA-310
Lineage: Eukaryota; Oomycota; Peronosporomycetes; Peronosporales; Peronosporaceae
Exons: 1
Coding region: 117-662 (181 amino acids)
Source: RefSeq, a predicted model, not a curated record
CUUCGGUGGUACAUGGAAGCGGAUGGUUGUGCCGAAGUGAAGGGUGUCCGUCGAACAGACCUUAGCAGUGGGAAGUUCCACUCACUUGAAAAAGCGCACGCUCAAGGACGGACCAGAUGAGCAGCGAGGUACAAGAAGACGUGGAAAUGGCGACGUUGGAGGAGCUCUUUGAGUUCAUCGAUUGCUGCGUGUGCCCCGACGUCUUCACCGAGAACAUCGACACUUCUGAUCCUUGGUGUGAGCACGCCAUGCUGCCACCUCUCGAAUUCUCGACAACUACUGCACAAGGCUCACCUACGACAAUUGACCGAGCUUCUCGAUCACCUGAGAGCAACGCGCCGGCCACUAAGCCGAAGCGUAGACGAAAGCGAACGGGCUGGAGCUCGUCGACGGGACUGCAGCGACGUAAGCGCGCGGAGCUGCAGUUCUUACGGGAACACGUCCGUGACCUCGAAGAGUACGCGGAACGACUCAAGAAACGAGUUGGGCUGACGAGUGUAGAAGAUGAGCUAACGGUCAAUUGGCAGGAAAUUGCUGCAGUUGAGUACGCGGAACGCCAGAAAGCGGAGGAUCUCAAUCGGAAUCUACGGAGAGUCAUGGAUAAUCAACUGCAGCUUAGCGCGGCAUUUAAACGUAUGACAGACCAAAAUGCGCUUGUUUGAAUAAUUGAAAUACAUAAAUGACCAUUUACCAUGUCGUAGGCAAUAAUCG